AUGAGUGAGUUUAUUAAUGAAAACCCUGCGAUCUUGGAUGAAAACCUUCUUCCAUCUCGUCCUGAGGAUAAGAAUGACACUAUUUGGGAUGCUCAACUGAACCUGGCCAGUAUUCAACGUCGAAUGCAACUCAUUGACAUUCAUCAAGGAGCAGACUGCAAAGUGUAUCGCAACAUAGAACUUGUGGACAGACUACUGGCUAAAGAGGCGUAUCUCAACGAUGCAGUAGCUCCUGGCCUAACGGAUACCGACACCGAUGAUUCGGAGCUGGAAGAGGCCGAGGAUCCUAUCGACGCCCAGGAAGUAUACGACAUGAUCGCUCAUAUAUCAGAUCCAGAGCAUCCGCUUACGCUGGGCCAGCUAGCUGUAGUAAAUUUGCCAGAUAUCGAUGUCCGCGAGAACAAAGACAAGACCAAAAUUUCCGAAGUUAUCGUCAAAAUAACACCUACCAUAACACAUUGUUCGCUUGCGACUCUCAUAGGGUUGGGAAUCCGUGUCCGCUUGGAGCGGUCGCUUCCUCCGCGUUACAGAAUCACCAUAUUGCUUAAGUCUGGCUCUCACCAGAGCGAAAAUCAGGUAAACAAACAACUAAAUGACAAGGAGAGAGUUGCAGCUGCUUGUGAUAACGACCAGCUGCUCGGAGUGGUUUCAAAGAUGCUCAGUACCUGCAAAUAG
This is a messenger RNA of Lachancea dasiensis, 675 nucleotides long. The record is from the annotation of a GenBank genome assembly. Lineage: Eukaryota; Fungi; Ascomycota; Saccharomycetes; Saccharomycetales; Saccharomycetaceae.